AUGGCUGAUGCGGAAGAGCUCCCUUCCCUGAAGGAUUUGUUGGAGGAGAUCAGCACAGCACGCGAGACCGCUCGAGUGCAGUGGCGGCAGAAUCUCAGGAAGUCGCGGCAGGUCCCGGGUGCCUGGGCAGAUGCGAAUGCCCUGCCGCGCCAGCGCACAAACUGGCGCUUCGAUGCUGCCAGCUUCAAAGAUGAGCUGCGCGCGGUCGCAAAGCGCUUCCGACUGCCACUGCGACGGGGGCCCUCGCGGAAGCCUCUCGAGGCGCCAAACAUGAAGAUCCGAAGCCCUCGCGAGAUCGCUCCGUUCAUCCCGCUGCUCGAGCCACACCUCAACGAGUGGGACGCCUCCAGGGCAGCGCUUCCCCAGCGCCGAUUCCCACUGAUGGGCUUGGGACGGUCUCAGGGCGAGACGUAUGCAGGAUGGCCCAACAAUGGCCAACAGGCUCGCUUAGUCACGCCUGGGAUCCCUGGAAAGGCUUUGAAAGUACUUGAACUCUCGAGAGUCAGCCCGGGCCUGAAAACUGCCGGGAGUUCUGCGGAGGCGGGGAGAGGUGUGCAAGAGCCCCAGACGCAGGCCGUGACGGGGGGCCGUUCGGAGGCUGCGAAGCAGCCGGGCCUCUUCAGCUUCCUCGGGGACGAUGCAGGUCAGUAUGCACUAAUCGUCACUGACCGCCUUGCGCACUUCACCAUCGUCGAGGCUGGGGGUGGUGCCGGAACCAUGCUUCCCCUGGUUAGGAAGUGUGGCGUGCCUGGGAGUGUAGGAAAAGCCCGCGAUGUCCCUCAUGCAGCGACCAAGAUCGUACACGGCCGCGACGCAGGGCAGUGUGUCUGGAGGUGGCAGGUGAGCAUUGGCGAUGCCAGCAUGGGCCAGUUCUGUGGCGGAACGCUGAUCGCGCCGCGUUGGGUGUUGACAGCGGCUCACUGCAUCUCUGACAUCCGCAGUGCCUGCAAAGUGCGUACUUUGAAGAUAGGAGCCGGCACUUGGAAGCGUGAUUUCCAGGUGGAGGUGGAUGCUGGCAUGGGCGUCGAGCGUUUUGUGAAAAAGAUCUUCCGGCAUCCGAUGUACGAACAUAAUGUCGCGAACGACUACGACUUCGCGUUGCUGCACCUUGACAAGGCGGUUCCGCUGAAUGAGUGCAUUGGGACGGCCUGCUUGCCCACGGCCGAGGGCAGGGGGGGCACGGAGUGUCUCAUCACGGGCUGGGGCACCAUUCGCAGCUCCGGACCCACCCCAGACGUGCUGCAGGAAAACCCGAUACCAAGGAGGAUUGUCGACAAGUUGCUACCGGUUGCGCCCCCGUGGUCCAUGCUCUGCGCGUCUGGCCACGCCGACGGUGGUGUCACAGACACAUGCCAAGGCGACAGCGGAGGACCUCUGGUGUGCGAAGAGGAAGGCCGCUUUGUGCUCCGGGGAGUCACGUCCUGGGGUCAGGGCUGCGCGUAUCCCAACUUUCCCGGUGUCUACGGCCGCGUGCACAGUGUCAUGUCCUGGAUCCGGGAUGUCAUGUCCGACAAAGUGGAGAAGGCUUACGUGGACGACGAGGACCCAGAUAUCUCGCACAUCAAUUUCCAGGGGGCCAUGUGGUCCGUGGUCAGCGGCCCAUGCCGUGUAGAUGCGGAGAAAUGCCUCACAAGUCCUGGGUAUCCUGGUGCCUAUGGCAAUGCCCAAUCCUGCAAAAUUGCGGUGGACCCUUCUGCAGCCAAGCCCAUACGGGUGGAUAGCUUCGAAACGGAGGAGUACUACGACGUGCUCCAGAUCAACUGCCGGACAUUCUCCGGCACCUUGGGGCCUAACGGGACGCCUGAUCCAACUGAGCCCCGUGAUCUUUCGUGGCAAGCACCGGGUUAA
Symbiodinium necroappetens is the source of this 1848-nucleotide messenger RNA. The record is from the annotation of a GenBank genome assembly. Lineage: Eukaryota; Dinophyceae; Suessiales; Symbiodiniaceae.